Messenger RNA from Esox lucius (northern pike), 2997 nucleotides. RefSeq names its product melanophilin b (gene mlphb). Gene Ontology annotation, cellular component: cortical actin cytoskeleton. Bases 83 to 1825 code for a protein of 580 amino acids. Lineage: Eukaryota; Metazoa; Chordata; Actinopteri; Esociformes; Esocidae. Gene Ontology annotation, molecular function: actin binding; small GTPase binding; myosin binding. Gene Ontology annotation, biological process: intracellular protein transport. The transcript has 15 exons. The record is from RefSeq and is a predicted model, not a curated record.
CUCCCAAGGGAAAAGUUCCACAGGGCAGGCGCUGGUUAAGUUUAAAUCUGUCUGUAGUCCCAGGGCCCCCAAGGCGACCAGGAUGCCUGCCACCACUAUUGGGAAGAAGCUGGAUCUCUCCACGCUGACAGAAGAGGAGGCUAAGCAUGUUUUUCAGGUUGUCCAGAGAGACUUUGACUUAAGGAAAAAAGAGGAGGAUAGACUGGGGGAACUAAAGACACAGCUGGAGAAAGAGGACACCAAGAGAGAACUCUUGAGCACUGGGACCAGCCUAACAGAGUCUCACUGCAUCCGUUGUCUGCAUCCCUUCAAGUUCCUGGUGAACAGCAAGCGCCAGUGUCUGGACUGUCAGCUGUUUGCUUGCAAGGCCUGCAGCUGCUACAAUAAGAAGGAGCGCGGCUGGGUAUGCGAUGCCUGCCGCAUGGCUAGGGUUCUAAAGAUUGGCACUCUGGAAUGGUACCACGCAAACGUGCGCUCCCGCUUCAAGCGCUUUGGGAGUGCCAAGGUUAUGCGCUCUCUCUACAAGAGGUUGAGUGGAGAUCUCAGCGUCUCCCAGAGUGACCUGAGAGAGCCUCGUGAAGAUGACACUCACAGCAUGCCUGAAAGUCAUACAGAUCACUACAACGAGAACAACAUGGAUACCGUAGCAGAUGGGCCACACUACAGAACGAUGAAAAAGACCAAACGACUGCUCACUGUGCGCCCUGUCGAUUUUGGUCUGGACCCCAACUACUCCACCCACAUUCAGCCAGACAUCUGUCAGAGUCCACACAGCAGUCUGGAGGGAGGCAGAAGGGAGUCCCUGAUUGCUGAAGCCGACAUGGCCUUCAUGUUCCAGCAAAUCCUCGAGGAGCAGGGUCAGAGAGAUCCUGAGUUUAACGCUGAGGUUCUUCACAAUCCCCGGAUUAGUCUGCUGGACAAGCUGGCGCGCUUUGACGACAUGCCAUACUCCGAGAACCGGCUUAUGCGAGCACAGUCUUUGUCCAGGAUGAGUCAAUCUUCAGGUGGAAGUGCCUACAACGGGCACCUCCAUAUCAGCGGGCAGCUGUUUGGCCAGGUGGACUCGGACGAAGAGGAAGAGUACCACCGUCAGUACCAGCACCAACCAUCACGCAGAUCUAGUCACUUCUUGUCACAAGAGAGCAUCAGUCACGGAGUGCCACCACAGAUUACUGAGCUGAACAGACGCAUGUUGGUAAUUGAGACUCUACUCAAUCGUCUGGAACAGAAAGUGUCAUCCCCCUAUGACCAGGGCCAGUCCAGCAACUCUCCUCUGCCUCAGAUGGAGCAGGUGGACCUAGAGGAACUGCAGCUGAGACAGAAACUGGACCAGCUGACUGGCAACGUCAGUGACAAGGGCCUGUCCUCAGACGAGGAUGACCCUAAGAUGCCUCUGUCCCCCAAGGAAAGCCCAUGUGGGAGGAGCCCGUCCGGAUCCCUCCCAAGAUCUUCCUCCAAACCUGGCAUUAUGAUGAGUUCACCCAUCAAUGAACUGCAGGAGCCCCCUCAAGCUCAGGCCUGUUUUUCAACAGGACAUUCUGGGAGCCUUUGUGAGGAAGAUUCUCUGACCCGCCCCAAUACCACCACAGAGCUUUUUAAGCUAGAAAGCAUGGUGGCGUUGGCUGCAGCCACUGUACAGAGCACAGUCAGUGAAGUGACAGACAUUGAGAAAAGGAUUGCUGCCCUGAGCGCUGCUGGGAUGUCUGUCGAUAAGACAAGGAGAAAGUCAGCAGUCCCUCCCCAAAGAAGGAGAAGUGCCUACGACAUUCCCACAAAAACCAGUAAUGACACAGGGUCCAUGAGGAGAAAGUUGAGCAUCUUGUGAAAGGAGUACAGUGUGAAUCAUGACAAAGAACCUGCUGGUACAUUUAGCCUAAUGUGUGUAUUCUUUAAUUGGCUCUAAAUGAUUGUGUGCUAUUUGUUUUUUUUACAUGUAUCCAAUAUUAUUUCUAAUAAUAUUUAUAUUCUAGAGGUAUGCACAAUGUUUUAAUGUUUUAGAGCAUUUUCAACAUUCUCCUAAUAUCAUGCAUGUAACUGGCAAUUGUAUUAAACCAUAUUUAGGAUUUAACAUUUUGUGGAUGAUUACUUGGUUACACUAUUUUGAGAUUCCCAAUUGCCAUCUGCAGAUGUUCUACAAAUAGUAUUACUAUCUAAAAACGUCUGUUAAUAAGCUACUGGUUGCUAUGGUUAGGAUAAGGUUUAGAAUAAAGUUUGGUAUUAGAGUUAGGAUGAAGGUUAAGUUUAGUCUUAGAAUAAAGGUUAGGAUAAGGGUUAGUAGAUAGUUAGUAGAAAAACUGUAAAACAUCUAUAAAAAAAUGUUGGGACUCAAAAUUAAAUUUUACAGAAAACGUUCUAUAUUUUUGCUUAGUUACACUGUUAUUGUAGUCAUUUAGCAGACGCUCCUAAUUAACUUCAGAUUACAUUGAAGAGGUUCAGAUGGUUUUUUAUUAGUUCCUCCUUAGUUCAUUGGUUCCUAAUCAUUUGUAUCCCAAAUGGCACCCGAUUGUUUGUGAAGGAGACUUAUUUAGGCUAGAGCGCUAUGGGGUUCUUGUCACAAUUAGUGCAGCAGAUGGGAUACAGUGACAUUUUGGAUGCAAUUAUGAUGUAGUUGAAGAAGAAAAAUUGUUCAAAAAGAUCUAGACUGUUGAUUUUGGAAUAGUAGGGCUUAUACUUAAGAUGUACACAAUCAAACAUGGGAGUGUGAAUUACCAGUUUCUGGUUGCUUGUUCUGUGUUUUUAAGCAGUAUUAAUACAUUUUUAACCUCUGUAUGAAUUCUUGAUUGCUGUUAAUCUACAGAUGGGUGACAAAUUAAAUGAAAAACCUGAAUAAAUGAGUGGAUGAAUGCAGAUGCUAACAUAAUGAAUGCAGAUGCUACCAUUGGGUCCAUUUGUCCCCUUAAAUGGAAGGGUCACUGCAAAUCAUAAAAAAACUGAAUGGUUUGAUUAAUAUGAAAAAUAUAUGAAUAACAUAUACUUUGGCUUUCGCAGUCACCAGAU